UUAUUUUUAAAUAUGUUUUUUUUAAUUUAUAGGUCUACUGGUGAUCAGACCCGGUCUCGAUCUCGUCGUGCCUCACCACGAGGUCGUAGUGGUACGGGGAGACACUCUCAGGGUUCGUCCAGCCACUCUCGGGGGUCGAGCAGCCACUGUCAGGAUUCUUCAUUUCCCGCUCCGGUUUUUGCUCCCGCUGCUGCACCCCCUCCCGUUGCUGCACCCCUCCCACUGCUGCACCCCCUCCCGCUCCUCCAGUCGUUCCGGGGGUGAUGACUGUUGCCCAGUUGGUUCAACCGCCCGGUCGUGAGCAUCUUCCCUAUCUCACUCCGUGUCCAAAGGGACGACGUCAAACAUGGUUCAACCGAUCCGGGAACGGGAUCAGCGCAUGGAUCAACAAUAUGAUGUACUCGAACCUCAGCAAGGGAUAUCCGACUUUCACUCACUUCCCUGCCGAGGACCAGGAGAUGUGGUUUCGUCAGUUUGCGCAAGAGUUCACCUGGAAUCCCGAUCACACGAACUUUAUCCGUGACGCCUUCGUCCAUAAAAUUAUGGACAACUAUGGGAAGCAGAUCUACGAGUGGAAGCAGAAGUGGCUCAUCAACUAGGUUUUUUUUAAUUUAUUAAACAAUUUUUUGAAUUUAUUAAACUUUUUUUGGAUUUAUUAAACUAUUUUAUAUUUUUUUUAUUAAAACGUCCCGAAGUCGAUCAACAGCACGGUCUGGGAGGAAUUGUGUGUGCAUUGGGAUAAGGACGAGACGAAAGCUACCUCCGUGACAAACUCUGCCAGCCGCAAAAGCGAUCGUGGCGAGAAGGGCAUGUACAAGCACAAUUUGGGUGCCCAGACUAUUGCCACUCUGGGGAAUCGCUUGGUAAGUUCAAUCUUUUUUUCUUUAAUUAUUUAAGUAUUUUUAUUUUAUUUUUUAUGCAUUUCUUCUAAUUUCUAAUGUUUGUUUAACUUUUGUUUUUUUCAAGGCGGAUGAAAAUGAUGGCGAGCCAGUUGAUGAUUUCGUCCUAAUGAAGACGGCGCAUACCAACAAGCACACCGGGGAGAUUGAUGAUGGUGUUGUGAGGGAUGUGCUCAGCCUGAUCGAAACUCAGAAGGAAGACGAAGAGACCCGUCAAUCUCAGCUUCAAACCGACCUGGACGCCACUUCGACGGCUUCGACCAACUUGUCCCGGAUUCGAAUCAACGAAAUCGUUGAAUCGUUAUGUUCUUUAUAAAAAAGUUCAAUUCAUCUAUUUCUUUAUUUUCAUUUUAUCAUCUUUUCUAUUAUUUAAAUUUGUUUAUUUUCUAUUUCAGUCGGUUCCAAAGAAGAAGGGACGUUUGGUCGGUUUGGGUCGUCGAGCCCGGUCGGUUCCUCAUUCUGCACCACAGCCCUAUGUUGAUCCAGAAGUGCUUAUGGACCAGUUGAAGGACAAAGAUGACCGCAUAGCUGCGUUGGAGCAAAAGAUGGCGGAUCAAGAGGCGGGAUGGGAGGCAACGAGGAAGCAGAACGAGCAAAUGAUGGAGAUGAUGAAGAGGAUG
This is a messenger RNA of Brassica napus (rape), 1519 nucleotides long. RefSeq lists its product as uncharacterized. Bases 264 to 599 code for a protein of 111 amino acids. The transcript has 3 exons. NCBI's taxonomy places the organism in Eukaryota, Viridiplantae, Streptophyta, Magnoliopsida, Brassicales, Brassicaceae. The record is from RefSeq and is a predicted model, not a curated record.